GGGCACUUCUCUUCGAGUCUGGGGUGUCCAAUCCUGGCUCCAUCUGCUGCCGGUUCCCGCCCGCCCUCAGACGCCCCGCACUGCCUCACCGUCCGCCGAGAUUUUCUCAUUGCACUGUGGUACAGUUUGGAAGCAGUCAGAAGCUGUUCUCUCACCUGAUCCUGAAUUUGAAGUUGGAAGACGAUCUUGUGCAGUGGCUAACUCUACACUUGAUGUACUGCUGGAGCUUGGGAUUACUGAAGCAAGUAUGUGCUCGUGGAGUGAGAAACUCAAUGCUGACCUUUCUGGGACCAUGGACGGUAGCACCAUGAAGAAAUACCGACGUGAGGCUUACCACCGAGUGUUUGUAAACCGCAGUUUGGCAAUGGAGAAGAUUAAAUGUUUUGGAUUUGACAUGGACUACACUCUAGCAGUGUACAAAUCUCCAGAAUAUGAGGCUUUGGGCUUCGAUUUGACUGUUGAGCGCUUGAUCUCCAUUGGGUAUCCUCAGGAACUAUGCAACUUUGUCUAUGAUCCUGUUUUCCCUACCAGAGGUCUGAUCUUUGACACAUUAUAUGGGAACUUGCUGAAGGUGGAUGCAUAUGGGAACAUCCUGGUCUGUGCCCACGGAUUCAACUUCAUGAGAGGCCCAGAUAUAAGGGAGCAAUAUCCAAACAAGUUUAUUCAGCGAGAUGAUACUGAACGCUUUUACAUCCUCAACACCCUCUUCAAUUUGCCAGAGACCUAUCUGUUUGCUUGUCUGGUUGAUUUUUUUACGAAUUGCCCCCGAUACACAAGCUGUGAAACAGGAUUUAAAGAUGGUGAUCUCUUCAUGUCCUACAAGAGUAUGUUCCAGGAUGUGCGAGAAGCUGUCGACUGGGUCCACUACAAGGGAUCUUUGAAAGAAAAGACUUUGGAAAACUUGGCAACCUAUGUUGUUAAAGAGCCUAAACUUGCACUGCUGCUGAGCCGAAUGAAUGAAGUUGGCAAAGUAUUUUUGGUCACAAACAGUGAUUACACUUACACCAAUAAAAUCAUGACGUACAUGUUUGACUUCGCACAUGGUCCUGAGCCUGGCACUGCUCACCGUCCAUGGCAGUCAUACUUCGACUUGGUUGUAGUGGAUGCUCGGAAACCACUGUUUUUUAGUGAGGGAACGGUUCUGCGGCAAGUGGACACGGCAACUGGUCACCUGAAGAUUGGGACACACACAGGACCCCUCCAGCAUGGGAUUGUGUACUCGGGUGGUUCCUCCGAUAUUAUGGGUGACCUGCUGGGGACGAAAGGCAAAGACAUUUUGUACAUCGGUGAUCACAUUUUUGGUGAUAUUUUGAAGUCGAAGAAGCGACAGGGCUGGAGAACAUUCCUGGUCAUCCCAGAACUCGCACAAGAGCUACAUGUCUGGACUGACAAAAGCACUUUGUUUGAAGAGUUGCAGAGUCUGGAUGUGUUUCUGGCUGAACUAUACAAGCAUCUAGACAGUAGCAGUAAUGAGAGGCCUGACAUCAGUGCCAUUCAGAGAAGGAUCAAGAAAGUGACUCAUGAUAUGGACAUGUGUUAUGGGAUGAUGGGGAGCCUUUUCCGUAGUGGCUCCCGUCAAACACUCUUUGCCAGUCAGGUGAUGCGUUAUGCCGAUCUGUAUGCAGCAUCCUUCAUCAAUCUUCUCUACUAUCCCUUUAGUUACCUCUUCCGUGCUGCCCAUGUCUUGAUGCCUCAUGAGUCAACAGUGGAGCACAGCCAUGUCGAUAUUCAUGAUGUUGAGUCUCCAAUGGCAACUCGCAACCGCUCAACGAGCUCCAUGGAUAUUAAAGAGACUGAGUACAAACGGCACCAUCUCACUCGAUCAAUUAGCGAAAUAAAACCACCCAACCUUUUCCCACAAACUCCACAAGAAAUUACACACUGCCAUGAUGAAGAUGAUGACGAAGAGGAGGAAGAGGAGGAAGAAGAAGAAUAAUAAACAAGUGAAUCUCUUUAAUCCUGCCCCAUCCCACAGAAGUGACACGGUUUUAAGUAUGUAAAAUUGAAGAUUAGUAACCUGAUCAGAAUGGAAAGAUGACUGUGAAAUGUUCAAUGGAUUCAAAGGGACAGGGUUUCCUUUCAAACCUGGAAAUUUGUCAGAAGCGCUAAAUAUUUCAGUUUUCCUUUAAGUAAUUUGACAAUGUGCAAAUGAAUUUUAAUUGCAAGUCAGAAGUUUGCAUUGAAUGCAGGUAAUGAUGGACUUUGAAGACUGAGUUAAAUAUUGUCACAUCUGUGACAAUUUCAUCGGAUGUUUCACUGAAGAUAAUAGUUGUUGGAAAGGGAAUUGUAAAAUUGAGCCUGGAGUUUCUCUGUCUUUGACUUAGAACAGCCUGAGAUUCUGACAACACCAGCAAAUUGUUUUAAGCUCCUCUUAAACUGAGCCUUUUUUGGAUCCGUCCUCUGGUUCUUAUAUGUUUUAUUCUUAUAUUUUUGCUGUAGUUCUGGGGGUUUGGCCUCACUAUGAAAUUUGAGUUUAUGAAUGAUUGAUUGGAAUAGGAUCAACUUUGAAAAGUGAAUGCAUAAUAUUAACCUUGGUACAGAGAAGUUGCAUGUUUCUGCAGCAGUUGGAGGUUUGAAAAAUGGGUCCUUGAAGCUGCUUCUGUUGGACAAUACUUGAACAUCUGGUAGAUCUUCAGUGCAAGACGACAAGAGUUGGGAAUCCCACAAAUAUUUUUAGGGUGGGUGAUAUGGUAUGUAGAAAGGAGUGUAUGUGGUAUCACUGCACAAAUUGCAGUUUAUAUUUUUCUAAUUGCCUUCCUUUCAGGGUCAGUGUUCCCACAGUGGCUUGGGGUUUGGAUCCAAAUUCAGUCAAGUGCAUAACUGACCAUUUUGGUUAAAGAUGAUGUGAGAAAUUUAAAAGUUUUAAAUGGGAUUAUGUAGAGGGAGUUUUGCUGUGCAUAAGCAUCUAACCUUUUGCUGUAUCUGCAAAUUACAUUACAUACAAUACUAAGUGUAGUUUAUUUAUGUAUCAAACAUUUAGGACAAGCAACCCCGUGAUUGGUAUCCCAGCUGCCAUCUUAACUGUUUAACCUUUUCACCACUGCACAGUGGCAGCAGUGUGUACCGCCCACAAGAUGCACAGGAGCAACUCACUCAGGCUGUUUCAAAGCCACACCCCUUUGCAACUAGAAGGAGAAAGGAGAGGAAACACACAGGACAAUAACCUGCAUAAUCUUCUCCAUGUGCAUGCCAUCCAUUUGGAAACUUGUGUUCAAUUUCUUUGUCAUUAUUGGGUCAAAAUCCUGUAAAUUUCUCUUUAACACCACUGUGGGAAUACUUUAACCAAGCCAACUGCAGUGAAUCUUGGUCACCACCACGUUCUUGAGGGCAAUAAAUACUGGCCUUGCUGGCAGCACCUAUAAUUUCUUUGAUACUCAAAAUAAAAAAUAAGCUGGUGUGAAAUAGUGAACUCUCUCCAUUUAUAUUGGCUGUAUUCAAAACACUGCCUUAUGUAUCUAUUGACCCAUUGGUCAAGGCCAUUGUUCUCAGUAAAAGCUUGUUGUGCAGGACCAGCUUUAAUGCAUGAUACCUUUCCAGAAAGUUGUUUUCUUUAGAUCAAGGUCAAUGGCUGUACCUUACAAGUUGUUGUGCAGUUCUGCAAGUAUGCAGCUUAGGAGGAAUGUUGGUUGGAGCCCAUUAAUAUUGUUGCCAUCCUUGCACCUUAUCAUUGUGAGAAUUUUUAAAUUAACCUCCAUCCCAAGUGCAGACAUGUGUUCAUGGACUCCGGUUUGGCUGAUGUCAAGGAUGUUGUAUGAACUAAAGCAGACCAAUUGUUUGAUUUUGCACUUUGGCAAGAGAAGUAAAUAGUCUGCAAUGUGUAGCCUGAAUUUCUGUUCCUUCAUUCAGAUUUUAGUGUUCCCAUUUCACUGCUUGAUUCUUUGCCCCACCCAUAUACAGUAUCACAUCCAGUUACGCAGACAGAACAGAAAUUGAGUUUUCCCCCAUUCAGACUGCUAGUUGCCCAGGAGCAAGUGUGUGUUUUUACAUUAGAAGCUGGCUGAACAGAUAAAAUUCGAGAAAUUGAAGUUACUAAAUGAUCAAGGAUUCUGAUGAGCAGCAGAAUUGUUUCCUGAGAUAUUUGAAAUUUCAAUUUUUUUUUUAAGAAACAAAUGUUAAUUGAACCCUAGAUAUUUUUCAAUGAAGGGUUCAGUCAACAUAAACCUUUUGAGGCUGUGGUUUAAAUCAUUAUUUCAGGACCCUCUGCUCAACUGCCGCCUUUGCUUAUCCUCUGAAACAACCACUUGGUAUGGUUUAAGUGUGAAUGGUGACAGCUCAAAUUAGCGUGAUUUAUUUUUUAUGCUUGAACAAAUAUAUUCAUAGCUGCCUCCAAAGUAUCAAACUUCAGUGGUUAGGGCUGUUUUCCUAAAGACCUUGAUUACUGAUGCUGUCUUAUUACUGAGUUUUAAUCUGAAUGUGGAUUGCUAAAUGUUGAGAUAAUUAUAUUGUCUUCUGCUUUCAUAUUUUUUAACUACCUACCUGAAUCAUGCUGUUGUUCUGCUGCCCUCUGCCUCAGUCCCAGCUUUCAGUUGUCCAUACAACAGUUAUUUAAUAAACUAACAGGAAUUGGUGGGUUUUUUAAACCCUUGCAAGCAAAUAGCAAUGGCAGAUUACCAAUAAUUGCACAAAAUAGAGCUUGAGUAUGUAUUUUAUAGGCAUAGUGCCAAUUCAUUGGUCCUGAAAGCUUAAGUCUUGUUUUACUCAAUCUUGGAGGAUCUGGGUUGUUGCAAAUAGCUGAAAUGAGGAUGAGAACAGCUAGUGUGGACGCAAAUGAGCUUGCUCUGGUGCUUUAUAAAAUAUCAAACUUUCUGUCCACCUCCAAAAAAUGCAAAGGGUCCUCACAAAGCAAUCCAAGAGGAGCUAAAACUGACUGCAAAAUCCUACAGUUACUAAUUUAUCCAAGUUGUGCGGUUGUAAUUUCCCUUGUUCACCUAUGAUUUUACAAAGUCAAGAUCAGUCCUGGCAUUUGUAGAAAUGAAUUUGUUGGUCUCACUACCAUUGUAAUAGCACACUGUCUGGCUUGUCUGAUCUCUCUUGUUCCAGUGAUUGUGAAGAGCUUCCUUUUUUAAAAAAAACUUAGGAAAAGUGAUUUACUUGGAACUCUUGAGGGGGUGCGGGUUGAGCAGUUAGUAGUGAUAUUGAAUCAUGGCCAAGGGCCAGUAUGCAACAAAGAAACUGAGAACUAGUUAAAAGCAAUGAAAGUGGUAACCCUUUAGGGAAACCACUCCAGCAUUUCCUGUUCAACUGUAAUAUGUAUAUAUAUAUAUAUAUUGUUCCUGAUGCUGUUUGUAAAAUAAAAGGAUGAAACAA
This is a messenger RNA of Hemiscyllium ocellatum (epaulette shark), 5307 nucleotides long. RefSeq names its product 5'-nucleotidase, cytosolic IIa (gene nt5c2a). The transcript is spliced from 19 exons. Gene Ontology annotation, molecular function: 5'-nucleotidase activity. The coding region runs from base 248 to 1936 and encodes 562 amino acids. The record is from RefSeq and is a predicted model, not a curated record. NCBI's taxonomy places the organism in Eukaryota, Metazoa, Chordata, Chondrichthyes, Orectolobiformes, Hemiscylliidae.